AUCUAAACCCUCGGCUCUGUCGUUUAACCGAAAGAAACCCUAAAUUGGCCCGUCUCUCUCGCGGUGAAAUUUUUUUGGUUGCAGAGAAAUUGCGGGGAGAAUUCCUCUCCGAAUCCGCCAGAUUCCUUGGGGUUUCGCCUCGGAGGCGCCGGAUUCAGCCCCUGCUCGCGCUCCUCGCUCGUGAUCUCCCGCCGCGCGCCGCCGGGGGGGAACGCCGCCGCCGCGUCGAGCUCCGUCGCCUGAGAUCUGGAAUAUGAGGGCGGGGUCGUGUGAUGGAAUGUGAUACGCGCGUGGGGUUGGUGGGAUUGAAUUUUGGUUGAUGGAGCAGAAGGUGGAGGGCUCAAAUGGGGCUCAGGCUCCUAAGAAAGCCAGGUGUCUGGCUGUUAAGAGCUUGUAUAGAGCCGGGUCGUCGGGGGAGGAUCCCGAGAGGCCGAAAAGUAAGAACUUGAAGAGGAAGAUCGGCUCCAACGAUGGUGGGGAUGAGAAUAGGCGGAAAAGGAGUAAGAAGGAGGUGUCUCUUAGUAGCUUGAAGAAGAGAAAGGAGAAGAGACUAAGUGACGUAACUAAUGCCGGGGCUCAUUUUGGGUCAAAUGAUUCGUCGGAGUUAAAGCCCGAGGUGGAUGAGAGGCCGAGCUCCAAUGGCAAUUUGAAUGGCAUUGGACUUAGUCUGGAUGACAACGUCGUCAAAAUUCCAAAGCGGAAACGCGGAACUUUGGGACGGAAAAGAGUAGAGCAUACUCAAGAGUCAAAUCCAGCUGAGCCCUCUGUCAGCAGAUUGGAUUUUGCCGGUCCAUCUGGGAAGCAUAGAGAUGGUGAUCCUGAAGGAGGAAGCGGUGGUGGAAAUGUUAAAGAGGAGGACGCUUUGGAUGAUUUGAAGGAGAAUGGGCAUAGUGUUGGCGGACCUUCACAGGAGCAGGAUUACAUUGUGGGGAGUUCAGCAACGGACAAUGGCAAACCGAAAAAGUCGGUCAAGAAGCGCCGAAAGCAGGGAGAGGUGAAGCCGGAAGGUGUUCAAAGUGCUGUGGUGGAGGCAGGUUCUGCAGUCGAUGUCUCUGCCAAGAGAUGUGAUGAUCAGCAGCAGGAAGAUGAUGAGGAGAAUCUGGAGGAAAAUGCUGCGAGGAUGCUCUCCUCACGGUUUGAUCCAAGCUGUACUGGGUUUUCUUCAAAGAGUAGAGCAUCGCCAUCACCAACAACAUCAUCAAACAGCUUGUAUUUUCUGUUAUCUCCUAACGGAAAAUAUUCAGAUCAAGCAUGUACAUCUCGUGCUUCACCAAACUCCCCAUCUGGUAAAGCAGCUAAUAGAGCCUUGCGGCCAAGAAAUCAGCACGGAGAAAAGCUGCGUUCCCGGAAAAGGAGGCAUUUCUAUGAAAUUCCUUCUGAGCAGGUGGAUGCAGAUUGGGUUUUAAACAAAAGAAUAAAGGUCUUCUGGCCUCUAGACCAGUGCUGGUACCAUGGCCUCGCAAAUGACUAUGAUGGAGAAACAAAACUCCAUCACAUCAAGUAUGAUGACCGUGAUGAAGAAUGGAUCGACCUUCAAAAGGAACGUAUCAAACUCUUGCUACUUCCUGGUGAAGCUCGGACUAAGUUUGCAGUGGGCAGCAGGAAGAGAAGAGCGGAGCCUACCAAUGAGGAGGAAGAGAGACCUUUGACUUCAGCCAAUGAUGGCUGUGUCAGCAGUUACAUGGACACAGAACCAAUCAUUUCGUGGCUGGCACGAUCAAGUCGUGGGGUCAAAUCUUCUUCUUCCCAUGCUGUAAAGAAACGAAUUGUCGGUCCAUCUCUGAAAUCGAAGCCUUCAUCAUCUGCUGCUGAUGCUGUGGAUACAUGUGGGGCCACCACUGCUGGUUCUUUCCCAGAAGGAGGCCAAACGGCGUUUCAUGGAGAUCGUGCCUCAAUGGGUGGACUUUUUAAUGCUGGAAAGGUUGAGAAAGUUGCAAAGAGCUCUGGAUCUCUGAAAGGUGGCAAUGCUCCUAUUGUUUACUACAGGAAGCGGUUUCGCCGGGCAGCUGGGGCCUUGUACCAGAGAGUAGAGGAUGAUGCCUUCUCAUUGGGAAAAUCAGAUUCUCAUGGCUCUUUGUUGACAAUUGAAGAGACGGGCUCCUUCAAAUUAGUAUAUCUGGUGAGAAGGGAAGCAAACGAUAUCAUGGUCAGUUCUCUUCUCCGCCCUUUUAGAGUAGAGGAUUCCCAGUUGGUCUAUGAUCUCGUUCUGCUUUACUAUGGAAGACUGGUGAACGUGUGGCCUGUGGUGAAGUUGGAGAUGCUUUUUGUGGACAGCAUUGUUGGUUUGAGGGUCCUCUUGUUUGAAGGAUGCUUGGGGCAAGCUGUAGCAUUUGCAAUUUCAGUUUUGAAUCUGCUGAGUGAGUCUAAUGGGGAGGUGAAAUUUGUAAGCUUGCAAUCUCCGAUAACCUCUGUUAGAUUCAAAUUCUCUAGUGUUCAAGGUUGUGAAAACCAACUUGUGUUUGGAUUUUACAACUUUUUGAGAUUAAAACGUUCUAAGAGGUUGUGUUUGGAAUCGGAACUGAGGGAGAAUUGUUUGCUAGUUGAGAAACUUUCUCCUUCUGAAUGCACUGACAAUGCUCUUCAAAAUGGAGACAUCCCAUCACUGGCGCCAGCUGCUUUGGACUCUUCACUAGAGGGUCUACAGAAGCUGACUGGUGAAGCAAUGCGGCCCUUGGAUGUUUCUAGAGAUAAUGAAGACAUUAAUGGGGGAAAUUCUUCAGGUUCUGAUGCAGAGUACAUGAAGCUUCUUCCGUUUGCUCUCUCCUUUUCCGCUGCUCCUACUUUCUUUCUGAGAUUGCACCUGAAGCUUCUUAUGCAUCAUAGCGUCUCCAAAAUUAGUUUUGUUGAGCUUAAUCAGGAGAAGAGCACUGAAACUGCAAGCAUUUUGGCUCCAUCUAACAUUGCCAUAGAUGCCUGCUCAAAGGAUGAUGUGGGAUUCCAUAAUAGCCAAGAAGCUCCAUCAAGAGAGAGUCCUUGUGAUAAGUACUCGCAUUGUGCUAAAGAUGAUCAAGCUGUUCAGCUAGUUGUUUGCAAGGGUGCAGAUUCGAGGACCCCUGAGGAUAACCAAAGUGGUGAUCUUCUUGCUGGCAGGAUUCACAGUGGUACUGCUGUAGUUGGUGAUGAGGCUGGGCAGGUGCAGGAAGGGCAAGGAAAUGACGCAGCAUCAGAAAAAACGUCAAGUCCUCCGCUUGACGGGGAGAGGAUCACAAAUGGCGCUUGUACUUCUUCGAAUGUUAUUAAGAUAGAUAUUCCCCAUUAUAAUGCAGGUGAAAAGCCUGUUGAUGAUGGAUCGCUGCGUGGUUUGCCACCUACUGGUAUGGCUUGUGAUGUGAAUGGCAGCCUUGUCCCUAGUCCAAAUCCCACUGCACCAAGAAGCGUAUGGCAUCACAGUAGAAGUAAUUCAUUUUAUGGACACUUCUCGCGUGGUUGGUCAGAUGCAAAAGCUGAUGGUUCCCUGAAUAGUUUUGGCAAUGGACCGAAGAAGCCACGGACACAUGUUACUUACUCAUAUCCUUCUGGAGCUUCAGGUUCAAGCUCAAAGCCACAGCAGAGAACAAUUCCUAACAAAAGAAUCAGGAGACCCAAUGAAAAGAGGGCCUCAGAUGUUGCCCGAGUUCCUCAAAGAAACUGGGAGUUGUUAUCGUGUCAUGCGAACUUGUUAAUUACAGUAGGGGACAAGGGAUGGAGAGAGAGUGGGGCAGAGGUGGUACUUGAACUUGUUGAGAAUGAGUGGAACCUUGCAGUAAAAGUUUCAGGAACCACAAAAUAUUCUCAUAAAGCACAUCAGUUUCUGCAGCCUGGGUCCACUAACAGGUAUACACAUGCUAUGAUGUGGCGAGGAGGGAAAGAGUGGACACUUGAAUUUUCAGACAGAAGCCAAUGGGCUCUUUUCAAGGAGAUGCAUGAAGAGUGUUACAACCGAAACUUCCGUGCUGCAUCUGUCAAGAACAUUCCGAUUCCUGGUGUCCGCGUGGUAGAAGAUUAUGAUGAUAAUGGAAUGGAGCUGUCAUUUCGCAGUUCUGCUAUCUACUUCCAGCAGGUAGAAACAGAUGUGGAAAUGGCCUUGAAUCCAUCUCGUGUCCUAUAUGACAUGGAUAGUGACGAUGAGCAGUGGAUUUCAUCUUGUCAGAGUUCUUCAGAUGUUAAUGAUAGUGGCUCCGGGCACGUAUCUGUGGAGAUAUUUGAGAGGACAAUGGACCUGUUCGAGAAGAAAGCUUAUGCUCUUCAGUGUGACCAUUUCACAUCUGAAGAAAUGGAAGAUUUGAAGUUUGGUGCAGGACCUGUGGUACGAGGUAUUUAUGAACAUUGGCGGCAGAAGAGGCAAAAGAAGGGAAUGCCAUUGAUUCGACAUCUUCAGCCACCAUUAUGGGAAAUGUACCAGCAGCAGUUGAGAGAGUGGGAGCUAGCUUUGAAUAAAGGGAACUCUGCUGCUUCUGAUGGAUGUCAGAAGGCCUCAGCUGCUGAAAGACCUCCCAUGUUUGCUUUCUGUAUGAAACCUAGGGGCUUAGAAGUCCCUAAUAAAGGCUCAAAGCAAAGAUCGCAGAAACGAUACUCAGUCACGGGGCAAAGCAAUGGUUUUCAUGGAGAUCAGGACAGUUUCCAUACUUAUGGGAGGAGAUUGAACGGACCUAGUUUUGGAGAUGAUAGGGCCGUCUAUUUGGGACCUAACUAUGGACAUGCAGACAAUUCUCAAGUGGCACAGACGUCUCCAUUGGGAUAUUCUCCACGAGAUGUCCCUGGCCAGGGAUGUUUUCCAAUUGGCAAUGAUGGAUUCAAUCGAAAUUAUCCUCCCAGACUACAGAGAUAUAAGUCAAAGAAGUCUGGUGCUGUUGCAUCUCCUCGACAUUCACAGGUGGUCACUGCCUACAGCAGGGGAGCCACGGGCAGUAAUAAGAAUACCCAUCACUGGAAUUCUCAUCAACAGUUUUCGUCCGAAGGCUCUCAGAGACCAUCUAGUGAACAGUGGGACCGGGAUAUGGAUGAAUAUAAAUUGUUGGAUGCAUCUGGUGCAGCACGGUAUGCAUCUAAUUUAGCUAAGCUUAAGAGAGAGAAGGCACAGAGACUUCUUUGCAAAGCAGAUGUAGCAGUUCACAGAGCUGUGGUUGCUCUCAUGACUGCUGAAGCGAUGAAAGCGUCUUCGGAGGAUAGGAAGGAUGAUGGGUAGGUUAUCUGAAGAUUAUCAGUGAACAGAUUGGUAUAGUUCUCAAUUUGACCCCGAAGAAUGUGCAGAUGGAAUGAAAAUAUUUCUCGAGGCGGGAGCUGGUCCAAGAUUUUAUCAGAUGCUGGUGCGCGUUUCACCAUGCACAGUUUUUGAAGGAAAAGUUUGUGGAGAGGGUAUUCAUAGAGAUAUAUUUGGUUAUCACAUUUAAUUGUCGAUAUUUUGGCAGUUUUCUAGUCUAUCCUUGCAAUACCUUAGUGAGAUUCCAGUAGUCUCUUACACCAGCAGCAAGUGUAUGCCUCAUUAGUGCUGCUUGUCGUGUUUAUUUUGCAAGAGCAUUGUAUAGAAUCUUUUGCUACCAUUCUCUGUACAGUCAGCCCACCCCCUCUAUCAAAUAAGAAAGAAAAAAAAGGAAAUGAAGAGAGAUUGACCAAACGUAA
Messenger RNA from Eucalyptus grandis, 5598 nucleotides. RefSeq lists its product as uncharacterized. Gene Ontology annotation, cellular component: piccolo histone acetyltransferase complex. The coding region runs from base 320 to 5164 and encodes 1614 amino acids. Lineage: Eukaryota; Viridiplantae; Streptophyta; Magnoliopsida; Myrtales; Myrtaceae. Gene Ontology annotation, biological process: regulation of transcription by RNA polymerase II. The transcript has 6 exons. The record is from RefSeq and is a predicted model, not a curated record.